Messenger RNA from Trifolium pratense (red clover), 2586 nucleotides. RefSeq names its product choline/ethanolaminephosphotransferase 1-like. The record is from RefSeq and is a predicted model, not a curated record. Bases 1045 to 2214 code for a protein of 389 amino acids. The transcript has 20 exons. Gene Ontology annotation, cellular component: membrane. Gene Ontology annotation, molecular function: phosphotransferase activity, for other substituted phosphate groups. Gene Ontology annotation, biological process: phospholipid biosynthetic process. NCBI's taxonomy places the organism in Eukaryota, Viridiplantae, Streptophyta, Magnoliopsida, Fabales, Fabaceae.
UUCUUUUUCAAAUGGGUAUCAUGGAAUGCUUUUAGUUUUUGGAUCCGGUUCUAUAUUUUCUGCAAAAUUUUCAUUUUUGAUCAUAGCCUUUUUGAGUGUUGUGUGCGUUUCUUUUGUUUUAGUCAAUAAGAAGGAUACAAAAUUUAUGUGUAGAAUUUUUAUAUUUGCAUUCAAAGGUGGCGUGGUGUGGUGUGUUUUUCUUUUGAUUGUUUGGUUAUAGUAUAAUUGGUUUUGGUAUGAUUGAUAAAUUACCGGUUAGUUAAUGUAUUUGUGUUGUGUAUUUGUUUUAAGCUAUAGCAGUGAUAGUAGCGACCGACACUUCUAAUUGAACGUGCUCUGUUGCCUGAUAGGACACCGAUAUACGUGAUUACAUUCAAUUGUUUAUAUAUACUAUUUUUUUAAAUUGUUGCUAGUGUCUAUGUGUCAGUGGACAUUGUCACGACACUAUACAUGUGGUUAUAUUCAAUCACCUACAUAGUUUUAAAUUAUUACAGGUGUCUACGUGGCAGCGUGUAUUAGUAAAGUGUACCGUUUUAGUGUUAGUGCUUUAUUAUAAGUUACAAGCAAUCUACUUUGUGUGUGUUGUUAAAGAUUUGAUGCGAUGUUUAGAUCACAUCAUUAGCAAUUACUGUUCUAGAAUAUUUUUCUUGAAAGCUUAUAUGUUUGUAACACAUUUUCCGAUUUGGAUAUACUGUUGUAAUAACAGGAUGCAGUAGCACACAGUAACUAAUCCUAGCCGAAAAAAUCUUAAAUGAAUGGCCGAGAUUGUUUAUAGUUGUUUUUUGACUAUGUAAUCGAAACUGUCCGAUUUAAAAUCAAUGGUUGAGAUCACUUACUGCGUCAAACUGUGUUAAAUGGCUACUGUAGCUAAUCCUGGUCCCAUAUUUUCCUGUCUAGGCAUGACUCAUCAAUUACUGAUAUUUCAUGUAUUUGUGUUGUAUAGUUGGUCUGAGCUAUAUAACAGCGACACUUCGAAUUGUAUUUGAAGGUUCUGCUAAGGUUUAACCGGUACUUGAAGCAUAUUGCCUAGUUUUCAAAGAGAGAAUGGGUUAUAUUGGGUCUCAUGGUGUUGCAGCUCUGCAUAGAUACAAGUAUAGUGGGGUAGAUCACUCCUACGUGGCAAAAUAUGUUCUACAGCCCUUUUGGACUCGCUUUGUUCAUCUAUUCCCCCUAUGGAUGCCUCCAAACAUGAUAACUCUGAUGGGAUUUAUGAUGUUACUAUUGUCUGCAUUGCUUGGCUAUAUAUACUCACAUCAAUUGGACUCGGCUCCUCCAAGAUGGGUUAAUUUUGCACACGGGCUACUUUUAUUUUUAUACCAGACAUUUGAUGCUGUUGAUGGGAAGCAAGCUAGACGAACAAGUUCUUCAAGUCCAUUGGGGGAGCUGUUUGAUCAUGGGUGUGAUGCGCUUGCUUGUACAUUUGAAGCACUUGCUUUUGGGAGCACAUCCAUGUGUGGAAGAAGUACUUUCUGGUGGUGGUUGAUAUCUGCAAUUACAUUUUAUGGUGCAACUUGGGAGCACUAUUUCACCAAUACACUUAUACUGCCUGUUGUAAAUGGACCUACAGAGGGUCUUAUGCUAAUAUACUUCUGUCACUUUUUCACUGCUAUCGUCGGUGCUGAGUGGUGGGCUCAGCAAUUUGGAAAGUCUUUGCCUUUUUUGAGUUGGUUGCCUUAUCUUUCUGAUCUUCCCACAUACAGUGCUGCAUUGAGUUUGAUGAUAGCUUUUGGUGUUAUACCGACAGUCACAUUCAAUAUCAUUAAUGUUUACAAGGUUGUGAAGUCAAGAAAGGGAAGCAUGCCUCUUGCAUUGGCAAUGCUUUACCCAUUUGUUGUCCUCGUUGGAGGAGUGCUUUUGUGGGAUCAUUUGUCACCAUCUGACAUCAUAACCAAUUAUCCACAUUUAGUUGUUAUGGGAACAGGACUUACUUUCGGAUAUCUUGUGGGAAGGAUGAUUUUAUCCCACUUAUGCGAUGAACCAAAAGGCUUAAAAACUGGAAUGUGCAUGUCCCUCCUGUAUCUCCCGUUAGCGAUUGCUAAUGCCCUUGCAUCAAAGCUAAAUGAUGGGGUUCCUUUAGUUAAUGAGAGACUUGUUCUUCUUGGUUACUGUGCAUUUACAGCAUCACUUUACUUGCAUUUCGCGACGUCUGUCAUUCAUGAAAUUACAGAGGCCCUUGGAAUAUAUUGCUUCAGGAUAACUAGGAAGGAAGCUUAAAUCUACCCAAUCUUUCGUUUAGCUUGCAGGUCAAGAAAACUACUGGCAAGGUUUUGGUUGGGACUAAUUUUGCUACAUGGAAUUUUUUAUUAUGCAUUGAUUCUUAGAUAGAUUAGGAGAUCUAGUUGUGGAAACUUGAUUGUUUCACCACAAUGAAUAUAUUCUUGUUAGCUAUUCUUUUCUUCUUUGGAAUAUGAUAAUUAUGUUAGACUAUAGUUUGUAUGAAAAUAUUCAGAAUGAAGCCUAAAAUCAUACUUCUUUUUUUUGAGUUCUAAAAUGAUAUCAUUUAGAUAUGUGUUGGGAUGGUUUUCAUUUCUGAACUAUGAGUAGAAGGUGAUGUCUCUUGUGGCUUUUAAGUCCCUUAUUAAAUAA